CAAGAUCCAAAUCCAAAUCCAAAUCCCAACGGAAAGCGGUGCAAGACGAAGCAUCAAAACGAAAUUGCCCUCUGCUUUUGUCUUCAUUUACACCUCUCUCUCUGUAUCUCUCGCUCUCUCCCUGUCUCUCCUUUUCUCUCUCUCUCCCUCUCCCUCUCCCUGUCAUGAGGGGUUGCGAGGCGAAAACCUCGCAAUAACCAAGGGAAUUGUUAGAGAGAGAGAAAAGGGAAGAACAAGAAAAGAAAAGAAAAGAAAAGAAUCAGAGAAGGGAGAGAGGAGACGAGGGGAGAAUUUUUUUUGUUUUUUUUUGUUUGUUUCUUUCAUUUUUUAUUUAUUUAUUUCAUUGUAAGAUCGAUCUGGGUUUCAAAUUUUUUUAGGGCUGAUUGAUUUUGAACUAUUGCUGUUGGUGAUUUGAGAGGAAAUUUGGAAGCAUUUUGGAUUUUUCUUCUCUUUUUUUUGUUUAGAUUUGCUUGUUUAAUGUGGGUGUCCGUGAAUCGUUACCACGAACACCCUGAGAUUUUGUGUUUCCCCUCAGAAAAACGAGUUUUCUAUUAGAAAUGGACCAAGAAUCGAGCUGGGAUGGCUCUCCCUCGAAUGCCAUUCAUAUUGCUCCUCACAAACCUACUCAAAGGAGGCUCUACCAUGUCUGGAAAGGAAACAAUAAAUUCUUAUGUGGAGGGAGAUUAGUUUUCGGUCAAGAUGGGACGUCGCUCUUCUUAACGUCAUUUUUAAUCGGCGGUCCUGCAAUAACAUUUUGUAUAAGAAUGCUAGUUGCAGUCCAUAGUGAUCAUCAAGCUUUUCACUUCCCAGUACUGAUUGGAGGAUUGGUUCUUACAGUUUUGGAUUUUAUUUUUCUGUUCUUGACUUCUGGUCGAGAUCCCGGGAUCAUUCCAAGAAACUCAUUGCCACCUGAAGCAGAUGAAGCAGACUUGACAACCCCUUCUAUGGAGUGGGUUAAUCACAGGACGCCUAAUUUAAAAAUACCCCGAAUAAAGGAUAUAACGAUCAACGGAUACUCGGUGAAAGUGAAGUUUUGUGAGACUUGCCUUUUGUACCGUCCACCACGGGCUUCGCAUUGCUCCAUCUGCAACAAUUGUGUUCAGAAGUUCGAUCACCACUGUCCGUGGGUAGGUCAGUGUAUUGGGCUGCGUAAUUAUCGAUUUUUCAUAAUGUUCAUAUCAACGUCUACCAUUUUGUGUAUAUACGUCUUCACAUUUUCGUGGAUCACCAUUGUUCGACAAACUGGCAGUUACUGGAGUGUUAUCUCAAGCGACAUCUUGUCAGUUAUCCUCGUCGUCUACUGCUUUGUAUCUGUCUGGUUCGUAGGCGGGCUGACGGUUUUCCAUAUUUAUCUAAUGUGUACCAAUCAGACGACCUAUGAAAAUUUUCGUUACCGAUACGAUAAGAAGGUCAAUCCGUUUACGAAAGGGCUUCUGGGAAACCUGAAGGAUGUGUUCUGGUCUAAGAUCCCUCCUUCGAUGAUUGAUUUCCGAGCAUGGGUAGCGGAAGACGAGGAUGCGAGCCUACAAUACAGUACUUCAGGAACUGAGAGAGGGUUCAUGAUAUCAAAGGAUAAAUUUGACUUGGAAAUGGACAUGAUGUUUCCAAAGGAAGGUAGCAUGAAGCUUCCUAAUAUGUUGCAAAAUUUGGACUACGCUGAUAUCAAUGAUGAUUUGAAGAAAAAGGAUGGCGUAGAUCGAAAUAUUGCCUAUGCGUUCCCUUCUGUGCAAGAACGGGGCUUACAAAAUUCAAUGCUAAGCGAUUUGAAGGAUAAGAGAACUCAGUAGUAGCACUGUAAUCCAAUCUCAUUACCACCAACAUUCUUGGAGACAACAAAGGUCUCGUGGAGAUAUUUCCUCCAAAACGAUAACGAUAGCAGACGACGGAUUGAGCAUGGAUGUCAAUGUCGAUGUCGACUUGUUUUGACUAGGGAUCAACUCUAAAACGGAUUUGGGAGUGGAUUUGAUGAGGAAAUGAUUUGUAAGUAAUGUGUGUAGGAUCAGCUUCAUUUUCCUCUUCAUUUCUAUGUUGUCCUAAAUCUACGCUUUGAAUUGACUCAGUCCCAAGAGAAUUUGAAAAUACUUGUACCUUUACAAUAGUUUAUUGAGCUCAACAUUGUGAUUUGUGUAACAUA
This is a messenger RNA of Cucurbita moschata (crookneck pumpkin), 2134 nucleotides long. RefSeq names its product probable protein S-acyltransferase 1. NCBI's taxonomy places the organism in Eukaryota, Viridiplantae, Streptophyta, Magnoliopsida, Cucurbitales, Cucurbitaceae. The transcript has 6 exons. Gene Ontology annotation, molecular function: protein-cysteine S-palmitoyltransferase activity. The record is from RefSeq and is a predicted model, not a curated record. Gene Ontology annotation, biological process: peptidyl-L-cysteine S-palmitoylation; protein targeting to membrane. Gene Ontology annotation, cellular component: endoplasmic reticulum; Golgi apparatus. The coding region runs from base 558 to 1787 and encodes 409 amino acids.